Chironomus riparius is the source of this 1300-nucleotide messenger RNA. Lineage: Eukaryota; Metazoa; Arthropoda; Insecta; Diptera; Chironomidae. The record is from the annotation of a GenBank genome assembly.
CAUUGAGAAUAGUAUUUUUGGACACUUCUUUAAAUUGUAAAUAUGCAUUUUUUCUUACAACAGAAUCAAUAUUUAAUUUGGAGCAAAUUUCAUCGAAAAACGGUUCUUUUUCCAUAAUUUUUUGAUAGAUUUUAGCUUAUUGUAAAUAAGUUCGAGUUUAAAGAAUAUAUAAUAUUUAUUUAAAUAGAGAUUUUAAAUGAUUUUUUUUAAACAAAGCUAAUAUUUUAUGCGUGAGGCGCGAAAAUUCUAGCGUAGAUUUUUCCCUUCAAAAAUAUUUCCAUCGAAAAACUUCAAAAUUCAUUUAAUGAAUUGAAAAGUUUAUUUUAAAAUCUUAACUAAAAAACAAACUUCUUUUUAUUAAAAAUUAAAGUUUACUAAGAUAUUUAAUAAAAUUCCGAAAAAAGUUUUAAAAGUAUACAUAUACGCCUCUGUAAAAUUAAUUUCAUUAAACUAUCUCACACAUUUUGACAAAGUGACAUUUUUUUUUUGUUAAAAGUGAAACUUAUCUGAACUAUGUUCAAAUAAAAACUAAAAAUUUUUACUAUUAAUUCUUUAAAAAUAAUUUAAUCAUUGACAACGAAUAACUUAGACAUUUCGUUAGAUAGAAGAAAGUUUCUUUACAUUUGUAUCGUUACACAUAUUUUUUAAAUAUGGAUAAAUCACCUACAUAUUUAUCGGAUGCAUCUCCUUCUGGAUCAAUAGGGUCAAUUAGCUCAGCCACUGAAGCAAUUAAUGAUUUUGCCAAUUUAUCUUUAGAAGAUCAGGAAAGACAACGUGAAGAAUGGAGAACUGAAUUGCAGCGAGUUGAAGAAGAGAUUAAUACUUUAAGAACAGUGUUAAGUUCAAAAAUUUAUCAUUCAACUGAAUUAAAGCGAAAACUAGGCGUUACAGUCUGGAAGGAAAUUCAAGCAGAUGUCUCUUCUGGAAUUAAAAAUAUGCGAGAUACUAAUGUAAUUAAAAAUUCAAGGUUAUCUAAAAGUUACCAUAAAACAGAAUCAGUUUUGAAAACGACUGCUGAGAAAACAACAUCAUUAUUUUCUGGAUUUUCAACUAAGAUCAAUCAAAUGAAAAAUUCGGAAUCAUUUAAAACAUUUGAAGGAAAAGUUGGCGGGGCGUACGAAAGUGUAAAGACUAAAGUUUCAACAUCUCGAUCUGGAUCUGUGCAAAGCUUUCAUGACGUAUUAGACUCAAAUAGUAAUACCGCUGCAACAACUCCUAUUCAUGAAGAGAAGCAAGUUAUUUAAAAAAAUGUUUUAGUUAAAGUUUUUUUAUUCAAAUAAAACUGAAACAUUAAUAAAUC